AUUAUUACACACUUGCGAGUUGUUGUUCAAUUUGUUCGCGAUGCUGCCAGAUUAUAAACUUUUGUCGAGUUCAAUUAUGUACGCCGAAUCGUCGGCAUUGUUUGUUCUAAUUCGCUCCAUAAACUUUUUGGCUCCGGACGGCUCAUUUUGAUGUGCAAUUAGUGUCCGAGAAUUGUGUUAAUUUUUUAUGAAAUUCAGUCCGACUGUAUCGCAGAGCUCCUGGCAAACAAAAUCAAACUAUUUAUAUUUCACCAUGUUCGAUGGGGUCAUCAUCUGGCCGUUUAGCCGCAGAGAAUCGGAGGAGGACCGACGGAAAUAUAUCAUAAAGGUUUUCCUCGAGUUUGGUGGUUUCCUUCUCAUUGGAAUUGUACAUUGGAUCCUGAUGCUAACGUUAUUGCAUGAUUGGUUCCUUGACAUGGUAAAAGAUAACUUACCUGCCCUGAUACUCGCCUUUGUCAUGGGUAUGUUUCUUCUCGCGAUAUUCUCCGUUAGUACACAACUGCGAAAAAUAUCCUGUAUCAAUUGGAUUAUUACCUUAGUUAUCGUGGAAUGUGUGGUAUUUUCUCUCAGUUUGCUGAUCGUAUCUUCGGGAAUACUUUAUAUGCUAGCAGGAUUUUUGAUAGUGUCUUUGGUAUUUGUGAUGUGCACUAUAAUAGCUGUUUUUAUGACGCCUGAUCUCACAGAAGCAGGACUUUAUCUAUAUAUUCUAGCUACUGGUGCUUAUGUGAUGAGUCUAUAUUCCCUUUUAUUCUAUGCAGUUCUUGGCAUGACCUGGGGAUUUUAUGCAUUCGCAACCUUAAUCGCUUGCAUUGUACUGCUAUUCCUGAUGUAUCAUGUGCAGACCAUAACGGGCGGAAGAGUGCUCUCGGAAGGUCUGUACGAUGACAAGUUAGCCGCCUUGCUGCUGUUCCAUGAGUUCAUAGGUCUCUUUGUGCUAACGCUCUACUGGCGGCCCAUAAUGCAGCGCCUGCAGUUGAAAGAAUAA
Drosophila eugracilis is the source of this 985-nucleotide messenger RNA. RefSeq lists its product as uncharacterized. The record is from RefSeq and is a predicted model, not a curated record. Bases 188 to 985 code for a protein of 265 amino acids. The transcript is spliced from 5 exons. Lineage: Eukaryota; Metazoa; Arthropoda; Insecta; Diptera; Drosophilidae.